Dictyostelium discoideum AX4 is the source of this 642-nucleotide messenger RNA. RefSeq lists its product as hypothetical. The transcript has 3 exons. The record is from RefSeq and is a predicted model, not a curated record. Gene Ontology annotation, biological process: cell-cell adhesion. NCBI's taxonomy places the organism in Eukaryota, Evosea, Eumycetozoa, Dictyosteliales, Dictyosteliaceae. Bases 1 to 642 code for a protein of 213 amino acids. Gene Ontology annotation, cellular component: membrane; plasma membrane.
AUGUCUGUAGCUCCAACAAAAGUUAAAUUCUUCUUUGGCAAAAACUGCACUGGUGAAUCAUUCGAGUAUGAUGAAGGUGAAACUGUAAGAUUCAACUAUGGUGAUGAAUGGAAUGAUAAAUUCAUGUCAUGUAUUGUCGGUGCAAGUGUCAAAUGUAACAUUUGGGAACACAAUGAAAUUGAUACCCCAACUCCAGGUAAAUAUGAACAAUUAGCUCAAGGUAGCACCAACAAUGAUUUAACCUCAAUUAAUGGUUUAUCUAAGUUCCAAGUCAUCCCAGGUGAUUUCCAAUGGGCAGUUGAUGUUAAGAUUGUUGAUAAUAUUGCAAAUACACCAGUCGGAUCAUAUGAAAUGACCUUAAUUCCAUUUGGUGUCCCACAAGUUGUUUGCCGUGAUGGAGAUGAUUUCGUUCAAAUGCCAAUUCCACAACUCUCACCAGCUGAUUCAGAAAUUGUUACUCAAGUUGCUGUGCGUGAUACUAGAACCGGUGUAUAUGUUGCAAAUGGUAGUUGUUAUUUCAAAUAUGAUCCAUCAACUGGUCAAGUUUCAAUUAGAAAACCAGUAGAAACUUUCCCACCAAAUAUGGAUACUGUUCAAGAUGAUAAUACCUCUUUCAUCUUCAACUUAAACGCUACUGCUUAA